AUGUCACAAAUUGAGAUGCCAAAACAAACCCGGAAGGGUACGAAGAGCUGUAGCGAGUGUAGGCGUCGCAAAAUUCGCUGUAUUCGACGCUCCGAAGACGCAGAAUCAUGUCGAAGUUGUGAAGACCGUGGCUUGAGAUGUGUUGCCCAGGUAUACACUUCUCGGCCAGUCCACGAGCAAAGAAUACCGUCGCGCCAUCGGAUUGCCCUGUUGGAGUCCGAAGUCGCUGGUCUGCGCAAGGCUGUGCGCGAGAUCCAAUCGAAGCUGGGUUACCAAAUAACAGACCUCACCAUACCAGCUUCCAUUCAACCUACCAGCAGUCAGGGUGAUGAUGGCUCCGAUGAUGAGACUAAUGGGUCAGAUGUCUUAGCGACAGAACAGCCGUUGCAUCUCCGUUCGCUUUUCCAAAAUGACUGGCUGAGCGGCGACUUUGGCCGACAAGACCAGCAACUAGAGGAACGCAAAACCAAGGCGUCAGCCAAUCUUCUGGAUCGGGCUAGGCAGGCACUGCAACAGUUAAUCCCUCGAAGAGAGGACGUUCUGGAUAUGGCUCGUACAGCCUCAAAAUGGAUCGAUCUGGUUCAUUCCAUACUCCCCCAACCAUUUGCGGUGAAAUCUCAGGGGGAACUACUGGACAGUUAUGACAGCAUGUGCGCUGAGAAUGCUGAUGCCAUGAACUUGGCAUCGUGGCUGCUUGAUCUUGCUGUCACGGCGCAGCAAGAGCCACAAGACCAAGGAAGUCCCGCAACGGCGCUCAAAAGAUUUCACAGAAUCUCGGACUUCUCCCGUGCAAUUUCGGACGCUGUGGAGAGUAUGCUGAUAUCCCACGACCGGCUGAUGGGAACAACACAAGGAUUAGGGAUGGCCAUGCACUUUCUGAGGCUUCAAAUAAGCCAAGGGAAUUUCCAGAAGGCAUGGAUCCGCAUGCGACACUUUGUGGCAAUGGCAGAGCUGCUUGGACUGCCAAAGGCCUCUCAAGGCUUUCAGCCUGAUGGCGCCGCUGCUCCACCAGACCAACACCAGCUCCAGAAAGUCCAGCUCUGGGAGUUCAUGUGCUCUGCUGAAAGAUUACUCUGCAUGAUCAUCAAUCGUCCGCCUACUACUCGGCGCUUCGAACACACAAAUGCCCAGCCGCUUUUGAUCAAUGGCAAUAUCCAGGUCCACGUUUACCUUAACAAAUUGACCGACAUCACAGCCAAGUUUGAUACCCUGGACGAACUCAACGCCACCCGUGAAUCUAGCGCACAAGCAUACGCGUACGCUCUGGAGCUCGAUCGAGAGCUGCGAAUCCUCGCCUCUCAGACACCAAAGUCCUGGUGGGAUCAGGACUCUGUGCAUAUCAAACCGCAAAAUCUUUGCCAACUUUUACAUUAUUAUUUCCUAAUGAGGAUCCAUUUGCCGUUUACAAUGCGCCAGGACCCGGCCGAGGGAACCAUGUACAGCCGCUUGACUUGCAUGGAAGCUUGUGAAGCGGUUGCGCAGCGCUAUCAACCCCUGCGCCGGCUUCUUCCAUCUGGCAUUUUUCUUUCUCCGAUCAUGGAUCUACAAGCAUUCACCGCAACAAUCGUUCUCCUCCUUACCUCCCACAGCGGACCCUCCAGCAAUCAUCCUGACUCAGAGGCGAGUAAAGCCAGAGUGCAGGGCAUUGCAGCACAGGUGCUUCAAGUCAUGGACGAAAAAUCUCGUGAUGUAACCAAUGCCAACUUUGCGCGGCUCGGCGCUUUGACCAUUCGUUCCCUCAAUGCUCUGCUUCAGCAAAAAGGCGACACUACCAAUUCUCGCCAGUUGAAUUUGAAGGUUCCACUGCUCGGAAAUGUCAACGUGCGCCUCAACAUCAGCCCUUCACAGGCGCCACCAACCACGGCAACCCAGCAGCCCUUCCAGGUUCAACCAGAUACCGGCCUAUGGAGAGCUCCCGACCAGAUCCUCCCCCAGCAGCCAGGUAUCAUGCCUGUGAACACCGGCCAUCACCUAGUAUUGCCACAGACCACGGCGGAGUGGGGAUUGAAUCCUCUCUCAUGGUCUUUCGACACCCAUGACAACUUCUUUCAAGAUGCUUUCAUGGCCGAUGUGUUUGACCAGACUGGGAUGUGGCAAACCGACUACAAUGGCUUUCAGUAG
Molecule: messenger RNA, 2121 nt
Organism: Fonsecaea multimorphosa CBS 102226
Lineage: Eukaryota; Fungi; Ascomycota; Eurotiomycetes; Chaetothyriales; Herpotrichiellaceae
Exons: 4
Coding region: 1-2121 (706 amino acids)
Biological process (GO): regulation of DNA-templated transcription
Molecular function (GO): DNA-binding transcription factor activity, RNA polymerase II-specific; zinc ion binding
Source: RefSeq, a predicted model, not a curated record